AACCCCACCUCUGUUGCUAAGGGGCGGCCCGGAAGUGACGCUUUGUUGACAGCACACCAGCAGCCACAGGCUCUCCAAGCGGUCGAAGCAGGAUCUGGGGUGGGGGGAGGGGCUGGGCCUGGAGCCAGCAGCCAGCGGCCCUCCGCGGCCUAAGGGCAAGAGAACGGCCUCUGUCUCCGGGCCUCUGGCCGCUGCAUUCCCUCCCUGCCCCGACCCGGACCCGGACCGAAUCCGAUCUCCUGUGGCUCUCUGGCAGCGGAUUCCCCAGGGCCGCAGCCUCGGUUUGCUGUGGCUCUGCCAAUGAUCUUGUGAGUGUUGGGAGUUCAUAGUUGCCCUAGAGUGGCCACCUGCCUUCUCCCAAUAUGGCAUCCGACACACCUGAGUCCCUGAUGGCCCUCUGCACUGACUUCUGUCUCCGGAAUCUUGAUUGCACCCUGGGCUACCUGCUGGACAAGGAUACCAUGCGGCUUCGUCCAGACAUCUUCUUGCCCAGUGAAAUCUGUGACCAGCUGGUCAAUGAGUAUGUGGAGAUGGUCAGUGCUGCCUGCACCUUUGAGCCCCAUGACACCUUCUUCAGCCUCUUCUCAGACCCCCGCAGCACUCGCCUCUCUCGGAUCCACCUCCGUGAGGACCUGGUACAGGACCAGGACCUGGAGGCCAUUCGAAAGCAGGACCUGGUGGAACUAUACCUGACCAACUGCGAGAAGCUAUCUGCCAAGAGCCUGCAGACGCUGCGGAGCUUCAGCCACAGUCUGGUGUCCUUGAGCCUCUUCGGCUGUGCCAACAUCUUCUAUGAGGAGGACAACCCAGGGGGCUGUGAGGACGAGUGUCUCGUCAACCCCACCUGCCAGGUGCUGGUUAAGGACUUCACCUUCGAAGGCUUCAGCCGCCUGCGCUUCCUCAACCUGGGCCGCAUGAUUGAUGGUGUCCCUGUGGAGUCGCUGCUCCGGCCACUCAACUCACUGGCUGCCUUGGACCUCUCAGGCAUCCAGACAAGCGAUGCUACCUUCCUAACACAGUGGAAAGACAGUCUGAUGUCCCUUGUGCUCUACAACAUGGACCUAUCAGAUGAGCACAUCCGUGUCAUCGCCCAGCUGCACAAGCUUCGCCACCUAGACAUCUCCCGAGACCGCCUCUCCAGCUACUACAAAUUCAAGCUGACACGGAAGGUGCUCAGCCUCUUGGUGCAGAAGCUGGGGAACCUGAUGUCCCUGGACAUCUCUGGCCACAUGAUCCUAGAGAACUGCAGCAUCUCCAAGAUGGAUGAGGAGGCAGGUCAGACUAGCAUUGAACCUUCCAAGAGCAGCAUCAUGCCUUUCCGGGCUCUGAAGAGGCCUCUGCAGUUCCUUGGGCUCUUUGAGACCUCCCUGUGUCGCCUCACACACAUUCCAGCCUACAAAGUAAGCGGUGAUAAAAAUGAAGAGCAGGUGCUGAAUGCCAUCGAGGCCUACACAGAGCACCGACCUGAGAUCACUUCCAGGGCCAUCAACUUGCUGUUUGACAUUGCACGCAUUGAACGCUGCAACCAGCUUCUGCGGGCCCUGAAGCUGGUCAUCACAGCCCUCAAGUGCCACAAGUAUGACAAGAACAUUCAGGUGACUGGCAGUGCUGCGCUCUUCUACCUGACCAAUUCCGAGUACCGCUCAGAGCAGAGUAUCAAGCUACGCCGGCAGGUCAUCCAGGUCGUUUUGAACGGCAUGGAAUCCUACCAGGAGGUGACGGUGCAGCGGAACUGCUGUCUGACCCUUUGCAACUUCAGCAUCCCCGAAGAGCUGGAGUUCCAGUACCGACGUGUGAAUGAACUUCUGCUUAGCAUCCUCAGCCCCACCCGGCAGGAUGAGUCAAUCCAGCGCAUUGCUGUGCACUUGUGUAAUGCCCUGGUCUGCCAGGUGGACAAUGACCACAAGGAGGCCGUGGGCAAGAUGGGCUUCGUUGUGACCAUGUUGAAGCUGAUCCAGAAGAAGCUGCUGGACAAGACGUGUGACCAGGUCAUGGAGUUCUCCUGGAGUGCCCUAUGGAACAUCACAGAUGAGACACCCGACAACUGCGAGAUGUUUCUCAACUUCAAUGGCAUGAAGCUUUUUCUCGACUGUCUCAAGGAGUUCCCAGAGAAGCAGGAGCUACACCGGAACAUGCUAGGACUCUUGGGGAAUGUGGCAGAGGUGAAGGAGCUGCGGCCUCAGCUGAUGACCUCCCAGUUCAUCAGCGUGUUCAGCAACCUGCUGGAAAGCAAGGCUGACGGCAUUGAGGUGUCUUACAAUGCCUGUGGUGUCCUGUCCCACAUCAUGUUCGAUGGGCCCGAGGCCUGGGGUGUCUGUGAACCCCAGAGGUCAGAGGUGGAGGAACGUAUGUGGGCGGCCAUCCAGAGCUGGGACAUCAACUCCCGAAGAAAUAUCAACUACAGGUUUGAGAUGGGAAGGUCCUUUGAACCGAUUCUCCGCCUCCUUCCUCAGGGCAUCUCUCCAGUCAGUCAGCACUGGGCCACAUGGGCCCUAUACAACCUUGUGUCUGUCUACCCUGACAAGUACUGCCCCCUGCUGAUCAAAGAAGGUGGGAUGCCCCUGCUGAGGAACUUGGUCAAGAUGCCCACUGCACGGCAGGAAACCAAGGAGAUGGCCCGCAAGGUGAUUGAUCACUGCAGUAACUAUAGAGAGGAGAACAUGGACACGUCCAGAUAGAGGCCUCCACCCAUGGCCACACAGCUCGGACCACAGGACGGGAGGAAGCGCUGGAGGCCCAGUGGGCAGGUCCCUUCCGGAGCCUCCCACAGGAAGAAGAGACCUUGAGGACUUUUGCACAGCCAACGCUUUUCCUUAAUGUUAGUGAUAUAUAUAUAUAUUAUAUAUUAUUUUUUUGGUUAGGAAGUGUGAA
Phodopus roborovskii (desert hamster) is the source of this 2871-nucleotide messenger RNA. RefSeq names its product zyg-11 related cell cycle regulator (gene Zer1). Lineage: Eukaryota; Metazoa; Chordata; Mammalia; Rodentia; Cricetidae. The coding region runs from base 363 to 2678 and encodes 771 amino acids. Gene Ontology annotation, cellular component: Cul2-RING ubiquitin ligase complex. The transcript has 16 exons. Gene Ontology annotation, molecular function: protein binding. The record is from RefSeq and is a predicted model, not a curated record.